GAACGGCUGUUGAGUCUGUUUCUCACAAUCCGAUACCCCACCACGCGGGGGCUUCAAGGGUCCGCCAAAGCUGAGCUUACGACAUACGAGGUCGACAGCCGUUGAGACCCCUUACACCACUCCACCAGCUCGUGCCUCGCACAUUCACUUCCCAAACACCCAAGGGCCCUCAUUCCGCGGUUCGUACAUCUCCACGCCUAUUUCCGAACGCACUUCACACAUUCUUUGCUCGGCCAGGCUGAGACAUCGGCCCUUAUACAAACUCGACCGCACCUUCCCUCCCCGUUCAGCCGCUGCGCGCGCCUUCCCAGUCGGAGAAGCCGGCAAUCACGGCACAGCGACACAGCGACACACAAACGUUUGUAUCUGCAAACAUGGCUUCGAACGGAGCAUCUGGCGCUCACACACCUCAAUCGCAGGCGCAAGUGCAGCCAUGCCGUUACAAGACUGGAAAGACAUUGGGCGCUGGAAGUUACUCGGUGGUCAAGGAGUGCGUGCACAUCGACACGGGGAGAUACUAUGCCGCGAAAGUCAUUAACAAGAGACUCAUGGCAGGGCGAGAGCACAUGGUCAGGAAUGAAAUCGCGGUCUUGAAGAGAGUAUCCAUGGGACACAGGAACAUCUUAACCCUAGUGGACUACUUCGAGACCAUGAACAACUUAUAUCUCGUGACCGAUCUUGCGCUUGGUGGCGAGCUGUUCGACCGCAUCUGCCGAAAGGGCAACUACUAUGAAUCUGACGCAGCAGACUUGAUUCGAGCCACUCUGUCCGCUGUUGCGUAUCUCCAUGACCACGGCAUCGUACACCGGGAUCUGAAGCCUGAGAACCUGCUGUUCCGCACACCAGAAGACAAUGCUGAUCUGCUGAUUGCUGACUUUGGCUUGUCGCGCAUCAUGGACGAAGAGCAGUUCCAUGUUCUUACUACGACCUGCGGAACUCCUGGCUACAUGGCGCCUGAGAUCUUCAGGAAGACUGGCCAUGGCAAGCCUGUCGACAUAUGGGCCAUCGGUGUGAUUACUUACUUCCUCCUCUGCGGCUACACACCAUUCGAUCGCGACUCGAACCUCGAAGAGAUGCAAGCUAUCCUCGUCGCCGACUACUCGUUUACGCCUCUCGAAUACUGGCGCGGCGUCUCGCUUACUGCUCGCGAGUUCAUUCGCCGUUGUUUGACAGUCGAUCCAGCAGCACGAAUGACUUCUCACGAAGCUUUGUCGCAUCCUUGGAUCGCUGACCUCGGCGCGAAACAAGCCGAAGGCGAAGAGGAUCUCCUGCCGACCGUCAAGAAGAACUUCAACGCCAGGCGCACGCUCCACGCUGCCAUCGACACUAUCCGUGCUAUCAACCAGCUGAGAGCCGGCGGUGCAGCUGGCAUGAUGGAUGGUAUCAAGGCGAACGAGCCACGACGCGGCGCACCUCCAGCACCGAAGUUCCCACAGCCUGCAGAAGAGGGCUCUGAUCCUAUGGAGAUCGAUCAUGUUGACAGCAGAGGCAAUGGCCACGGUCAGACCGAGGCUAUGAUCAAAGAGCAAGAGCGCAGGAUUCGGGAGACUCAGCAAGGUCUGUGGAGCAAGCGCUGAGGCUUGAACAUUAUGACUUCCGACUUUUCGAUUCUUUCCUUCCUCUGACUGGUGUGACACGUCUCGCGCGUGCACUUGCCAGAUGUUCGUCGAGUUCUGAGCGCUGGCCUACGACCAUCGAUGCCUUGUGUGUGCACACAGGUUCCAACUAUAUGCCAUUGAAAUUUCAGCACUCUUGUCAUCUCCAAUCACUCAUUUCUGUCGGUUAUACGACCAUACUUACAGGAUACAGAUAUCGCAUUC
This is a messenger RNA of Macroventuria anomochaeta, 1820 nucleotides long. RefSeq names its product calcium/calmodulin dependent protein kinase-like protein. Gene Ontology annotation, biological process: protein phosphorylation; cellular response to oxidative stress. The record is from RefSeq and is a predicted model, not a curated record. The transcript is spliced from 3 exons. Gene Ontology annotation, molecular function: ATP binding; calmodulin binding; calcium/calmodulin-dependent protein kinase activity. NCBI's taxonomy places the organism in Eukaryota, Fungi, Ascomycota, Dothideomycetes, Pleosporales, Didymellaceae. The coding region runs from base 375 to 1577 and encodes 400 amino acids.